Lontra canadensis (Northern American river otter) is the source of this 1052-nucleotide messenger RNA. RefSeq names its product glycophorin C (Gerbich blood group) (gene GYPC). The transcript is spliced from 3 exons. Gene Ontology annotation, cellular component: cortical cytoskeleton; membrane. NCBI's taxonomy places the organism in Eukaryota, Metazoa, Chordata, Mammalia, Carnivora, Mustelidae. Bases 254 to 544 code for a protein of 96 amino acids. The record is from RefSeq and is a predicted model, not a curated record.
UAAGAAAGAAAGAAAGAAAGAAACUAAGAAAGAAAAGGGUGGAAACCCCACCAGCCAAGUCUGCAGAAAAAAAAUAAAUGAAGUCUGCCUAUCUCGGGCCGGAGCCCCUCCCCUCGGCCCGCGCCAGAGGAGCGUGACACAGGUGCCGCUUCCUCCCCGCCGCUGAGGGUCAGGAGCCGGCCGGCGCGACCCUCGCCACCGCUCCGCUGUCCCUUCGGCCCCUGGUCCCGCUGGCGCCCCGCACCCGUCGGCGAUGAACAGCGUCAAUGGCACGUCGCGGCCCAGCUUUGAACUCGACCCUGGCCCAUUUUUCCCCUCUCUGAGGGCGAACAUCGCCAUCAUUGCAGGCGUGAUCGCUGCUGUAGCCAUCGUCCUGAUCUGCCUCUUCAUCGUCAUGCUACGCUACAUGUACAGACAUAAGGGGACCUACCACACCAAUGAGGCCAAGGGCACAGAGUUUGCUGAGAGUGCAGAUGCAGCCCUGCAGGACGACCCCUCCCUCCAGGACACAGGUGACAACAGCAGAAAGGAGUACUUCAUCUGAGGAGCACCAGGCCUCGCCUCCCCCAGUGCCUCCUUCAACUCCACGAGAGAAGAUGCACCCCACAACCCCACCUGCUAUCUGUACCACCAGGCGGAUCAUGAGAGUGCCCACCUCAUCCCAAGAUAUGCACCUGGCCUGGGAACACUAGGUGCUAGCCUGGGGAGAGAGGGAAGAAGGAACUGAGCCACAAGAGGCCUCUCCCAGGCACCCAGGGAUGCAGUGGCCACCCAGGAGGCCUGCCUUUGCUCUGCCAGAGGGAGAAAGUCUGGGUUCUCCUGGACAGUGCAGUUUGUUAUCAGCAUGGUGUGAAAGUCCUUGCUGGGCGGGUGGGCCUGAGGGCUGGGGAAGCAAGAAAGUGAGUCAUCUGUAAGCUGACUGGGGAUAAUGGCAUCAAAUGUCAGUCCUUGACAUUUGGGGGGAACAGCAGGUGCCAGAGCUAAAAGGCACCUUUGUCUCCCAUUGAUCCAGCUCUAAAUGAUUGGAAAUAAAUUUGAAAUGUAACCAAGCA